AUGUCGUCCGAAGACCAGCAAUACCUACAGAACGAUUAUCAGCGGCACUGGGAAAUGUUCCAGAACCGAGUGACACCAGAAAGUAGCCGGCAGAGUUUCCCGACCGAGCAGCAGGCAAGUAAUUUUGUUACAUCGAUAGCAGCGCGUGUGCCACCACCGCCGCCCCCGACAACAACCUUUUGCAGCAAAACGAAUGGCACCGAGCAGAAGAAAACUUUCGAACAGGUGUACAAAGAUGUGGUGGAAAAAAAGUUAAGCACCCAGGCUGUGAGAAGUCCAUCGCGCCUAAAGGUAGGAGCCGCCGCCAUGGUAGAACCGGCUCCAUCCACCUCCAGGAAACAGGAAGAGUACAUUACAACAGUGUACAAUAUUACACCACGUGAACUUCCAUCGACGUCCCGGAAAGCUACAGCACCCAGCUUGAUAAAACUCAACCCGGCAGCUCUCACGGAUGCACCAAAACAUUCACUUUUGGUUCCUCUUGUAUCCACAAGCGCUUCGAAACUUGAAGGAAUAUCGUACCAAAAGACACACGCCAAUGUUUACGCGAAACAUUUGCUGGAUAUUACUAAAAGUAACUUACACAAGAUAGAAAUGAGCUCAUCGGCCACAGCAUCGAAUAGUACGACUCCACGAAUUGUACACGGUCCUGACCAACCAGCAGCGACCAAUCGUACACCGGUACAUCCCUCCUUAUCUACGGUGAAGACAUUAUUUACAACGCAUAGUGAUUUUCAACGGAAACAACAGGAAAUCUAUCGUCUGCUACAGCUCCAUCAAGAUCAGCGAAGAACACCGAAUCCGACGGUGAAAACAUUUGCCCAGAAUGGUGAACCGAUCUUGGUGUCCAAACAUCGUACAAACGUAAUGCUUACUAUACUAAAGCCGAAUGUAACGUCCCCAGCGCCGGCACAUGUGUAUAGGGCGCCGGAUAUUACUCCACCACCGGCCCACAGACACCACCAGGCCCAAUAUAACGGGCAAGAACGGGCAAACGAUGGGCGGCAAUUGCUGAACAUGGUACAAGUUGCUGCAAAAUCUUCUACCGAACCGCCACCAGCGCAUAGAGCAGUAACGGAGCCAUCGAAAACCGCGUUUGCCCCAACGCCAAGCAGCACGGCAAGUAUUAUUCCCAAACCGCCGGUACACCACGGACAAAGCCAAGAUGAAGCACUAAACUUAGACACGAAACACGAAACUGGUACCUGCAACAGUUUUAUUGCUGUAAAGGAGUCCACUCCCUCUCACCCGACUGUCUGUAGCAGUGCGCCAUUACCAAUGCAGCCAACGGCCGUCAAGAUUUCACACAAGAAAGAAGGUCGCAACGCGAACGUAGUACCCGAUGUCGCUGCAAAUAUGCCAUCGGCUUCAGCUAUUUGGGAACAAAUACAGGCGUACAACCUACAAAAAUUACUGCAAAGUGUGCAGGCGCGCCAAAUGUUGGAACCAAACAAGGUUCCACCCAAACAAACUGAAACAGAUCAACAGCAUAGCCAGCAGCAGCAGCAGCAACAGCAUCUGCAGCAGCAGCAGCAUCUGCAGCAGCAGCAGCAUCUGCAGGAGCCUACAGUGAAGUCAGAAAAGCUUACUGCACCUAGCAUUAUCCCAACGCCACCAAUGACCUCCACCAUGGUGAAGAUGGAGUACGAAAAAAUGUUUUUUCAAACCAUACAAGCGAUGAAGCGGAAGAACGCAUCGCAGGAACUAGAUCCAACCAAGAAGCGUCGUUCCUAUCCGAAGAAAAAACUCCCACCGGAAGCGUUCUUGCAGAAUGGCCCGUGCUACAAGGUGGCCUCUCGGUUACCGCGCUGCCGCGAGUGUGGACGUUCCGCUUCCGCGCGUUACCGGAAUGCCAUUUUCUGUCGCUUUAUCGCAUUCCGGAAGCUGAAGUACAACGAUCUUGGCCAGCUGGAAGUUUCCGGAUUUGCCGAUCCAUUUCUCGAUGCGAAAGAUACGGACACCGGACUGUGGAGCUCCAAUUUGCAGAAGGUGCCCGCCGACCUAUCGGUGGAAAAGUCUAAAUUCCUACUCGGCCAAGUGGGGUACAAAUUUUGCGAACUUUUUCACCAAGAGAAGGAAGCAUACUUUGAGCAUAUGGCGGAUGAUAAAACAAUUGCUUGGAAGCAGGCGGUAUAUGGCGUGCGAGAAAUGUGCGACGUUUGCCAGACGACACUGUUCAAUCAUCAUUGGGUUUGUACCACGUGCGGGUUCGUUGUGUGCAUUGACUGUUACAAGUGUCGCAAAAACGGAAUAAUUACUGUGGAAUCAACAACCAAAGAUAAGGACCCGAACGGUUGGUUGCUGUGCAGCGCCACGAAAGAACCGCACGACCAAAAGCUCCUCAUGCUGACGCAAAUUAUUCCCAGCAAGUGUCUGUACAAGCUGGUCCGGCAGAUGCACGGUAUCUGCGCGUUGCUCGAAAUUCCGCUCAACUGCGAGUGUCCGCUAAGCAAGGAGCAUCUGUUUAGGAAAAUUAAGGACAAGUUUGAAUUUAUCUAUCCGAUCACGCCUGAUGGUGGGAAUGGUGCAGGUUUGGAACCAUCGGUCGGAAACGACGUAUCGGUUACUAUAAAGCAUAUCGAGCAAAUGGGAUUAUUCGCUGGUAGCCCGGCUAGUAGCGAUCCGGUUGAGUAUCGGAUCGUGUUUGCGCAACAGUUACGCGACGGCAAGGAACAGCAAAAGAACGAUGAAUGGAAUGCAGUGGAUAAUGAAACAACUAAGGAAAAACAAAGCUACAGCUUUGAUGGGUUCGUUAGAGAGAUUCAUACCGACGGAGAUCAUUUCGAUGAACGAAUGUACAAAAUUCCUACCGUUUCUCCACCGGUGGUAGAGAUGAAACAAGAAAUGGAGGAUAAGGAAGAGAUUAUACAAGAGUCAGCAGCAGUAGCAAACGAGGAUGUAUUGGCCGUCGAUAAGCAAGCGGAUGAAAAUGUGUUGCAGCCCAUUGUGCAACACGAUGCAGACGUUAGCAAGGAUUGCAUCAGCUUCGCAACCAACGGAUCUGAAAAGGAAGAUAAAUCGAUUCAACCCUCCGAUGCUGUCUUGACAAACGGAGAUAAAGCAGGUAAUGAAGACGAGCCCAAAACAUUUGAACCCCUAGACAAUGAAUCGGUACCGACUGCUGGAAACGGUACCGGUGAGGAUACAAAAGUAAAACAACCUGUACGGAAACAGAAACUAAAAGAGACGCUAUCAUCGGUUCCAGUUCCAUACAGUGAAGAAGAACGAUACACACCGUCUCCUACGGUAGAUCAACAAACGUUUGCCAUGAUCAUCAAGCAGAUGGUAAAAUCGGACAAAAGUAUCUUCGAACGUUUGCAUCCGCACAUGGUAAGCAGACCGGACCAGCUGAACGAUUUCGCCGAAUGUAUGAGCAUCGAGCGUGAACGUGUGCAACAGUUUGUGCGGGAUUUCUUGGAGGAAUUUAUUUACCUCCGUGGGCAGCACAGCAAUGACGAUCUGACGAAUGAACGGUUAAUUGUGGAUUAUAAUCGUAGCAUGAAGGAUGGGCUACAGUACCGGAAUAAGGCCGAACGUAAAAUGAACCUAAUCUGCUCGAAACCCCUGUACACGGACGUUGCCCACGAGUGGCUCUGCAAUGGGAAGCUGUUACGGUUGCUUAAUCCGCUGGAUGUGCACAACUAUCGCAUUUUCCACGAGCAGUGGGAACGUGGCCAGCCGGUCAUGGUGUCGGCGGUAUCGAGCAAGAUGGAUAUGGACCUGUGGAUGCCGGCAUCGUUUGGACGCGAUUUUGGCGAAGACGUGAACGAUCUGAUCAACUGCUUCAACGGUAAGAUUGUACGCGGACACCAGAUGAAGGUGUUUUGGGAUGGGUUCGAGGAGAUUGGCGAGCGGUUGGUGGACGAGCGCGAACGACCGAUGAUGCUGAAGCUGAAAGAUUGGCCACCGGGCGAUGAUUUCGCUGAAAUGAUGCCGACCAGGUUUUACGAUCUCAUGAAAUCGCUCCCGCUGGCCGAGUAUACGCGUCGCGAAGGUCGGCUUAAUCUAACGAGCCGGUUGAGCAGCUUUUUCGUGCGACCCGAUCUCGGCCCCAAGAUGUAUAGUGCGUACGGGUCGGCGUUACAUCCCACCAAGGGUACCACCAAUCUGCAUCUAGACAUUUCCGACGCGGUCAACGUGAUGGUGUACGUGGGCAUCCCGAAGGACGCACCGAGACGUGGGUACAACGAGAAGAUCGUGGAACUGGUCGAUUCGGAGGAUUGUGAUUACUUGACGAGGCAGCGUAUAAGGGAGCGGAAAGAGUUGCCGGGUGCGCUGUGGCACAUCUAUCAUGCGCAGGACGCGGACAAGAUUCGGGCAUUGCUGAACAAAAUAGAGCUGGAGCGGGGUGGUACGAUCAAACCGAACCACGAUCCGAUACACGACCAGAAGUGGUACCUCGAUCGGAACAUGCGCAAACGAUUGCAGCAGGAGUAUCAGGUGGAAGGAUACGCGAUCGUGCAGUGCUCCGGCGAUGCCAUAUUUAUACCGGCCGGGGCACCGCACCAGGUACGCAAUCUACACAACUGCAUCAAGGUGGCGGAAGAUUUCGUGUCGCCCGAAAACAUUUCCCACUGCUUGAAGCUGACGAACGAGUUCCGCCAUCUGAGCCGGACGCACUCGAACCACGAAGAUAAGCUGCAGAUUAAGAACAUCAUUUACCACACGGUAAAGGAUGCGGUAUCGUGCAUAACAAAUCCACUAAUUAUGAUGACCUGCCCCGAACGUACGGAAGGAUAA
Anopheles marshallii is the source of this 4740-nucleotide messenger RNA. It is a transcript of the gene Kdm3, whose product is annotated as lysine-specific demethylase 3A. The transcript has 8 exons. The record is from RefSeq and is a predicted model, not a curated record. Lineage: Eukaryota; Metazoa; Arthropoda; Insecta; Diptera; Culicidae. Gene Ontology annotation, molecular function: transcription coregulator activity; chromatin DNA binding; histone H3K9 demethylase activity. Gene Ontology annotation, biological process: regulation of transcription by RNA polymerase II. The coding region runs from base 1 to 4740 and encodes 1579 amino acids. Gene Ontology annotation, cellular component: chromatin; histone deacetylase complex.